This is a messenger RNA of Suricata suricatta (meerkat), 3119 nucleotides long. It is a transcript of the gene ALDH3A2, whose product is annotated as aldehyde dehydrogenase 3 family member A2. The record is from RefSeq and is a predicted model, not a curated record. Gene Ontology annotation, molecular function: aldehyde dehydrogenase (NAD+) activity. Gene Ontology annotation, biological process: aldehyde metabolic process. Gene Ontology annotation, cellular component: cytoplasm. Lineage: Eukaryota; Metazoa; Chordata; Mammalia; Carnivora; Herpestidae. The transcript has 12 exons. Bases 16 to 1536 code for a protein of 506 amino acids.
CGGCGGGACAAGGCCAUGGAGAGCAGGAUCCAGCGGGUUCGCGAAGCUUUCGCGUCCGGACGGUCGCGCCCGCUGAGGUUCCGGCUGCAGCAGCUGGAGGCCCUGCGCAGGAUGGUGCAAGAGCGCGAGAAGGACAUCCUAGGGGCCAUCGCCGCUGACCUGUGCAAGAGUGAGCUCAAUGCAUACAGUCAGGAACUCAUUACCAUUCUGGGGGAACUCGAUCUCGUGCUGGAGAACCUUCCUGAAUGGGUCACCGCCAAACCAGCUAAGAAGAACCUGCUCACCAUGCUGGAUGAGGUCUACGUUCAGCCGGAGCCCCUGGGAGUCGUGCUGAUUAUUGGAGCCUGGAACUACCCUUUCGUUAUCACCAUGCAGCCCCUGAUAGGAGCCAUCGCUGCAGGAAAUGCUGUCAUUAUCAAGCCUUCUGAACUAUGUGAAAAAACAGCCAAGGUCUUGGCCGAACUCCUGCCACAGUAUUUAGACCAGGACCUGUACGUUGUCAUCAAUGGUGGAGUCCAGGAAACCACAGAGCUUCUGAAGCAGCGAUUUGACCACAUUCUCUACACGGGGAGCACUGCCGUGGGGAAGAUCAUCAUGGAGGCCGCCGCCAAGCAUCUAACCCCCGUGACUCUUGAACUAGGAGGGAAGAGUCCGUGUUACGUGGACAGAGACUGCGACCUGGACGUUGCCUGCAGGCGCAUAGCAUGGGGCAAGUACAUGAACUGUGGUCAGACCUGCAUCGCUCCUGACUACGUGCUCUGCGAGCCGUCCCUCCAGAAUGACAUUGUGCAGAAGAUUAAGGAAACCGUGAAGGAAUUUUAUGGAGAAAAUAUAAAAGAAUCCCCUGAUUACGAAAGGAUCAUCAAUCUUCGUCAUUUUAAGAGGAUACAGAGUUUGCUUGAAGGACAAAAGAUCGCCUUCGGUGGCGAGACCGACGAGGCCACACGCUACAUAGCGCCAACAGUCCUCACCGACGUCGAUCCCCAAACCAAGGUGAUGCAGGAAGAAAUUUUCGGACCGAUUCUUCCAAUAGUGCCCGUGAGGGAUGCUGAUGAAGCCAUCAAGUUCAUAAACAACCGUGAAAAGCCUCUGGCCUUCUAUGUCUUUUCUCGUAACGACAAGCUCAUCAGGCGGAUGAUUGACAGCACGUCCAGCGGCGGGGUCACGGCCAACGACGUUAUCAUGCACUUCACGCUCAGUUCUCUACCCUUCGGAGGAGUGGGUUCCAGUGGGAUGGGAGCUUACCAUGGCAAACACAGUUUUGACACCUUUUCGCAUCAGCGUCCCUGCUUACUGAAAAGUUUAAAGAGAGAAGGUGCUAACAAGCUCCGGUACCCCCCCAACAGCCAGUCAAAGGUGAAUUGGGCCAAAUUUUUCAUCCUGAAACGCUUCAACAGAGGAAAACUUGGGCUCCUGUUCCUCGCUGUCCUGGGUGUCAUGGUGGCUGUGCUUCUCAAGAAAUACCAAGGUGCGCUGAGGAGAAAGGCCUUGGUGAUUUUUCUGCCAGUUCAGACUGUGUCGUCCAUUAAGCAGUGACGAGCCCCAGAUCUCAGGACCCCAGCUCGGUCUGUUGAGAGCGAGGCUGGAUACUACUGAAGAAAGAGCCUGUUCAAGCUCCUAGGUGCCUGUACUGAACUAUCCCUCUCUUAAAUGUUAACAGACCAAUCGUUUUAAAAUCCUACCAGAAAUAGUAAGGAAAUAUGCAAAUGUACUCUAAUCAAACCUAACCGUCAUUGCCACUCCCCGUUAAUAAAACUUGCCGUUGCAGCCGACCCCCAGCCGUCCUCCACUGUGGGGGCAACGUCUUACGUUGUGUUCCCCAGCUCUUAGAGUCUCGGUCCAGGGGGUGGAGAAUGUGCUAGGCUGACUCCCUGGGAGAGGUAAAAGGAGUCUCUGAACCUGUUGAGUGACUUCUUCACUGCAGUUCAUGGGACCCAGGACACCCGCCCCCACCCCUGCUGCCUUUCGCCAUCACUCUUCGAAGCUCUUCCCAGGGGCUCCUCCCCGCACGGGGUUACCAACAGCCCUCUGCAGCCCGCAGGGGUGAGGGCGGAUCUUCCCAGCUCUGCUUGAGGUUUGAGGCACGAGAUCUGUGUGUUGGGGGAGGAGGGAGGUCCCUGUCCCUCAUCCACCGGGACUUGAGGACUUUGACCUUCAGAAGCCAGCCCUCCAGUCAGACUUGGUAUCUGACCAGGGGUCUUCCUCCUUUUCUGUCCAUUCUCCACCCUCCCUUGUGUUUGGUUUGUCUUUUGUGGCUGUUGCAAAUGCCUUCUGUAACUAACGCCACGCAAAACAUCCCGUGAACCCCCGGGCUUCCGGGGAAGACAGUUGCCAAUUUCCAUGUGAGUGUCACCUGUCAUUGUUACUGGGUAGAAGUUGUAGAAUUCUGCAUCUUAUAAAAUCUAAUGGCACUUUUUUUAAUGCUGUAAUAAAAUGACGUAUACAAACAUUCUCUCUCAGGAUCUUAAAAUUUCAAGUCAGUGGAUGUUCAAGGAAGAUCUUUACAUUCCUUAUUUCCAUAGCAUGAUGCAAAUAAAUUUUUACUUUUUUAAACGUCAAAGAGAUCCCUUUCCGAAUAAAUUCAGCCUUCAGGACGUAACAUGGAAAGCCAUUUCCUGUCACGGACAAGAGGCCUUGGAUAUUGAGGACCCUGAAGCUUGAGAGCCUCAAGGGAACAGCAGGUGGACCGUUUGGAGAAGGAGUCUGUAAGCCGAGGUGCCCCACCGGAAGAGAAGGGGACGGAGGACACAGGAGGGGAAUCCCCUGAGCAUGGCCGAGGGCUGGGACCUGAGGGGCUUUGGCCGAGGUGGGAAGGAGCCCUGGAGAAUGCAGCCUCCCCACCCGCACACAAUGAGGGAACUUGGUCAGCUCCGUUGAAUGGAUUUGUUCCAGGGCGGCCGUCUGAAGUUCACGGUCUUCAUCACAGGAUGCGGGGUCAAGACUUAAUCACUAGGCUAGUUUAAGGUGUCAGGAUAAUCAGUGACGAAAUACUUCAGCCAAAAUUUCAAUACGGACCUUCCAUUUAGCAUAUUAAAUUGUGUGCUGCGAUUUCUAGGUGAGCGACACUGCUGGCUUAUCUACUAGUAUUCGCUGCUUCAAAAUAAAUACAUUCUAUUUGA